UCCUUUCUUAUUUGGACGAGCUUUUUCAGUGAUGUAGGGGAAGGAGCGCGGUCAUUUCAGCGCCAGGAUGCCAACUACGAGUCUUUUUCUGUUUUGCGCAUCUCACAGCUCCGUCACCACCGGCGUGGUGAGGAGGAAAGAAACAAGUGACAGAUAAGCGCGGAGGUAAAGUUUGAGGUUUCCCGCUCACCUAUCCUCCUGCACGCGCGCACCCCUCACCUUUCUUAACCGCUCGCGAGGAAGAUCAGCGUCAGUAGAACAAUUGACAAGCAACUUGAAAGAGAGCUGACUAUUGCUGUGGCAUCUGCACGGGGAUCUGGCGGCGCGGUUGGAGGAAUUUGAUGUGCGCAACGACGAAGGAUACGGCGUAAAUGAUGUUUGCGUUGAUGACAGCUGGAGUACGGUCCGUCACUUGAGUGCUUUUGGUCAUUUAACCAGCGAUUGUCGACUUUUGGUGGAAACCCGUGUAAAUGGGAGGGCACCAGGCGGACUGAGACGGAUUUUGCAGUCGAGAAAAAUGUGGAUAAAACGGAGUGUGGUGCGCAGUCCAUCUGCUCUGAGGCCAGGCAGCUGUGUGGGACACCGAGUGUGGAUCCUGCUGGCCAUGACCCAUCUCACUCUGGACUUCUCAGUGUGCAGUCCACUCAGUCAAGGUCUGGGGAUCAAACUCACGCCCAAGCCGGUGCCUCGCUCACGGCCUCGCUUGCAGCCCCUGUGGGACACGCCCAAUAAGCUACACUGGAGAACAGUGAGCCCAUUGGCCCACCGACUUUUCAGCCCUGCCUCUCUACCCAAAGACUACAGGGCAGGGAUUGGGUCAAAAGUCAAGGGACAGCAGCAUCGGAGUCCAGCACAUAAAGGAAAAGCAACGUGUAAGGAAUGCCAGUUGAGAUACUCUCACAUGCAGACAGGUGGUCCUUUGGCUCUUAUAGCAGAAGUUCCAGAAGCUUUAUCCAGCAGGAGCAGAGGAGUAGACACAGUAAGGUUGUUACUUAGAGCCAGAAGGCAGCUCAAAUCUGACAGCUACGACAAGUCUCAGGAGGGCCGGACUACCACUGUGGCUGGAUUUAUUGACUGGGGACCCACAGGUCCAGAUAACAUAGAUGGGGACAACAAAGAGGAGCCAAAUGUAACGCUGUUCCCGCGGGUCUCAUCUACCACAGUGGCCACAACGACUAGCACGACAACCAGGUCCUCCAAAAGGACGUUCUCUGUAGUUACCACACCAGAGCCCAAGAGGGCGAGCACCACCAAGGCCCCGAUCAGCUCGGAGACUGUAAAACCACCAAAGCCAUAUGGGGAUACACCAGGUUUGGCAGUUCACCAGAUUAUCACAAUCACUGUGUCUCUUAUUAUGGUCAUCGCAGCCUUGAUCACAACACUCGUCCUUAAGAACUGCUGUGCACAGUCUGGAAAUGGUCGCCACAAUAGCCAUCAGCGCAAGAUCCACCAGCAGGAAGAGAGCUGCCAAAAUCUGACAGACUUCACCCCGGCCCGGGUGCCCAGCAAGGUGGACAUAUUCACUGCCUACAAUGACAGCCUGCAGUGCUCACAUGAGUGCGUCCGGACUGCUGUGCCCAUCUACACUGAUGAGAUGAUUCAGCAGACGCCCGUCUACAAGACAGCUUACAAUGGAAACAGACCCUCCCCCACUGAGCGACAGCUGAUUCCUGUGGCCUUUGUGUCCGAGAAAUGGUUUGAGAUCUCCUGUUGACGUGCUGAAGGCCUUGUUCACUUGGUGUGGGUGGAGAGAGACUCUCUGGAAUCAUGCUCUGGAUCCAACUGGAAACAAGAGACACACAAGAAACAGCUUCUUUUGUUAAGUAGUGUAAUCUCUCUUUGGACACAGGUGAAGAUAUUUAUUUUUCUAAAGCUGACGAGCAGAGCAGCCACACCGCUGCCAAUCCAUAUUUCCAGGAACAUACAGUCACUUAGAUAUAGGUUACAUGUAGGAAUAUUUACAGGAUGUGUGGGGCAAGACUGUGGUUAUCACAGAUGUCUCGAGGAAAAAAAAUAAAAACACGGGACAUUUGGAAAAGGAACCUAGGGAACUGCUGUGGGUGGAAGAUGAACUGUAUUCAUGAACAAUGUGCCAAUAAUGCCACUAUGUGCCACAACCUGGAUAGAAAGACAUUUCAACAACAAUUGAUGGACUUAACAAAGAGCGUAUAUUAACCCUGUAUUGAUUCCAGUUGCAUUUUUUUUUUGUUUUUUUUAAAGAAAGUUUAAAGUUAACAAAAAAAUGCUACAAAAUGUAUUUGAACAUGUUUUCAAAUAGUUUAAGAAAUGUGUUGCAAAAGAGUCUUAAAGGUAUUUAUAAAGAUAUUGUUGGAAAGAAGAGGGUAAAUGAGAAGGAGGAGGAAAAAAGAAAAGAAAAGCAACGGUAUAUGCUUUACUGAACAGUUGAUUUUAAAUAAUCGUUUCUACAGGUCUCAUUUUAGGAACAAAUUGCUACGUCUAUUUUUUUACACAGUAUAGUCUGCCGCAGCCCAAACAGUCGAGGUCCAGAGCACUUGGAACUCAACACAGUUAAUAAAUUCUCUUUCCACCCCCCACGCCCAGAUUAUAACAAAGAAAUCCAUCUGAAAACACCUGUGCCAAUCCAAUGCCUGCUUCCACUGCUCAUUGUGUACGGUUAGAACCUGACCACAGUUCAUAGAAAGACAUACAAAAGGUUUCUGUGAUGCAGGCUCACAGCUUCACUGAAUCCCGAUACAGCAAAUCCAUGUACUGACUGCACAACAGACUGCAUGGAGCUGGGCAGGACAUUCACACUGCCUCAGGUCUGUCUAGCUCCUUUGCACCCAAAUCUAUUGGUUAUAGCCACAGCAGCUGUUUGGGAUGAAUCCUAAUGACUUUUUAUGAUUCAUAUCUGAGCUGCAAGACUAAAAGAGUGGAAUAGAUUCAAUUUGCGCUUCACAUUCAUGUGAUAAUUUGCAUGAAUAGGAAAGAGAUUGAAAAAACUAAUCCCUCCGCAGACAGUACAUUAAUAUCCCUUCCCGACUCCCACAUUGGUUCAGUUUUGACAAAUUAUUUUUGAAACAUUAAAGUCGGAUUUAUAGUUACAAAGUCAAGAAGGACAUGACCCAAUUUAUCAAAGACGGUACGUAAAAUGAUCUCCGAGCUUUUCAACUGAUAUCAAAAAGGGAAGCUUCUGCAGAAGGUGCUGCAGGAAGGACAGCCCAUCAGGAUUUAAAAUGAUCCACAUCCACGUUGUGUGUUUGAAAUACAGGAUGUAAGCAGGAGCGAAUUCCCUCCCUGAGUGUGUGGUGAACGGUGAGUUGACUCUCUUCAGAGUCAGAUCCACGCGAUACUUGACAACAAUACCAGAAUAUCAGAAGCAUAUCAGACUUUCAGCUAUCACAGCCAGUGCACAAAUAAAUUAUUUGUGCCGAAAGAAGCGGAGCAGAGGUACAAAGCAUACCUGUGAGAAAGUUUAAUUUAGUUCUUUCGGAAAACUGAAAACACUCCAUCGGUACAUUGUGGAAGCAAGGGGAUUAAGAUGCGCCAGUCAGCUGCUGCCAAAUUGGUUUAAACUAUCUCUUAAGUCAAGGUGAGUGGACUCUGUGGUCAAGAAGGACAGUUAAGCUCUGCUGAGAGUUUUCUAGCACCACUAAUUUUAUCAACUUCAAUCUCUAAAAGAGGGAUUACCCAUGUGCUAUGAAGCUUUUGAGGAAGCCACUGCUCAAUCUACCAUUUCUUGUGCUGUGGGUUUGUACAAAGCACAAAUACAAUACUGUAAUUGCAAAUGUUUUUGGCUGCAGACAGCAAUAUGUACAGAUUUGAAAAAGGUGGGUUUUAUUACGUGUCGACGCGGAUCUCCAGGAAAUAGAUUAGUUAGGUCUUAUGGGCUUGUCUCUCGCUUCCUGAGAAGAACAUGUGAGAUCACCAUCCACACAGUAAAUGUGAGCCAUUCAGGAGGUGCCACGAUGGCCCGCGAUAAACACUGUGGUGCAAAACUCCGGCUUUUGCCCAUUCUCAACAUGAAAACCGCUCCCAUGAAUGACCCAUACCAGUUCAGCCUCACGCGCGUGUCAGGCGACAGAGUUGCUUCUUUGACAUAACUUAUAUUUUUUUGAAUGGAGUGUUAUCUCACUAGUCAGAGGGUUACAAAAAAAACUUACUGUAUAUUAUACACGUGUAAAUGUAUUUUAUAUAUAUAUUUGCUUCUAUUUGUGUACAGGCGUGUUCUAUUUUUCGAGACCUGUCCCAUUUUUGGGAAGGUUCUAAGCUAGGUCGGGGACAAUGUCUUUGUUUACAUGUGCAACUACGGUAUUUCUUUCAAAACACAAAACUAACCUUGUGCCAAGCUUCCUACCUGCACUUUCAAGCAGUUCUUGUAUUAUAUAUUUAGCUAACCAGUAUAAUACUACAGUAGACACUGCAAUAGAGACUGGAUUGUGAUUUUUCAGGUGGUCUGUGUGAGAGGAACAGCGGCGAAUGGUUCAAAAUGGUGUCUUGAGCAAACCGCGGGCUCUGCUGUAUCUGUGGUUGCCUGGGAAACCAAUGACUCGCUGUUCUUGAACAUCAUUUCUACAUCAACUCUAAUAUAAUAUCACGUGAAUAUUACAAAGUGGGAAUCCAGCAGCUGCCAAGAAAAAUGACAAAACUUGAUCCACACCGCGCUGUGUUCAUUUGUCAUAUUUCUCAUAUUUGAUACAACCGCCCCAGACAAUGUAUGACAUUUGACAUACUUUACUGUAAUGACUGUGAAGACUAAUGUUACCAUUUAUAAGCAUCUAAUAUAACCAGGACAAGACGUCUACAGACAGACACAUGAAAGGAGAGCGUGUGUGAAGUUCCCCUUUUAUUUACAUUUCCCAUCGUAAAGCGACUGCUGAAUUGACCUAUUUUCAAAACACAGUGACGUGGGAAGCCAUUGACUUAUUUUCAUCGUAGGCCUUUAACGGAUCAUUUUGGUUUAUUUCAACUUGGCGUUAUUUUUAGACAUGCUAUCAGCAGUAGGCCAGAUGCUGAACUAUCUGUUUCUUUGUGGCUGUAAUUGCAUGAGCUGAGCCCGUGCCUGUCAUGCUUACACGCUAAACUGAGGCGACAAACACGGUAAUCAGGACAUCAGUGUAUUGGAAUUGCACGCGCACGCAGCACAGACACGGUGGAGUCAGAGGCUCGUGGCUAAAAUGAAGUCUGACAGGGUGAAACACAAGCGCACAGCUGUGCACAAACACACACGUGUGGUGAGUCUAACUUGAUCCUUCCAGUGUGUAAACUGGAUGGAUGGAUGUGUAUAACAGAGACUAAGUGUAAUGAUUUUACUGUUUACCCUCAUUUUCUCAGCUCAUUAUUCUUGCCUUGUCAGACUUCCUUGUAGUGAUGUUGCCCAGUUCCAAGCUUUCGGCAAUUAACUUGUGUAGUGCACAUUAAUAACUAAUGAAAGGAGAAGUAUUGUGUUAUAGUGUUAAAACAAGACCCAAGUUGCACUAAACCAGACUUAUCCUUGAGCUUUAAUAGUGUAGCCUGUGGGAGAUCUGUUCCCACUUCAGUUCUCUAUUGCACUCACAUACUUUCUGUAGUGUUUAUUCAAAUAAGGUACUUGUGACUGUCAUGUUGAGUAACACUGGGCAACAAUAACUGUAAAAUAUAACAUGAACCACCUGGGGUUUUGUAUCAAACUGGUUAUCAUUGUGAGGGACUGAACUAAAGGAAACGUUGAAUUUAAUAUUUUGUGGGUGAAAAAGAUUGCAAGGAUUUUACGUCAUUCAGCCUUAUUUGCAUUGUUAAACGUUUCUCAUUAAGGCGGACAUGCCUUUGGCUGGCAGCUGCCAAUUCACCUUUCGUUCCUGAUGGACAUUUAGACUAAAGAACAUCGUAACUUGCGGCUAUGAGAAAUAUUUGGAGGCAUCGGCGCAUAUCAGCCUUUUUACUUUUACCUCUGUCUAAAAUCAAACUGACGUAAGGGAAUGCCUUACUGCUUUCUUGCCUUUUCAGUUUAUAUUUCAGGAUAGCUGGCAAGUGGGGUGUAUCAUGGCUCAGAGGGGGGGAAAAUGAUUCCACUUUGCUGGUCAGAUUUGGUUCAGGAAUUAUUAUUUGAGAGCAGCACAGGAGAGGGCAGGAGAGACCGGGAGAAUCUUGUCGGAAAGUCUUCAAAAGACACCAAAGACUUGAUAUGCCUUUUUCACAAAGAAUGAAUCUUUUUUUUUUGCGUCUGCUGUUUCUGUCUCUUCUGCAGCCUAUGAAACCUUCGCUCCCUUCAGCACAAACAAGCUAUCAAUCAGCAAGGCUUUUCCUGUCAAGAUGAAGGAUGAUGCGCCGUGCACUCAUUUGCAGGGACUGUGAUUCCUGUUUACAUGUCAGACAUACAGAGUGGAACUUAUCGACACAUGUGUUGUUUGAAUUAGACGCUUGCUGAACAUCUCCAAGGCCAAGGUUUGUUUUUUUUCCAUCUCAUUGCAAGCAUUCACAUGCCAGGGGAGAGGAAUCGGUGUUUUGACCUAGUUUAAUCAUGGCCUUUGGGUGCCUGAUUAACCAGGAAAACACGUUUUACAGCUGGUACGUAUAUGGUAACACGGUGGGCACUUAUGGUGGUGUUAUUAUAUUAAAAGUCUAUAUCAGGUUGCUUAAAUAGCAAGGAGAGACUCAGCAGGAAGAAAAAUGAUACAGUGUGACCAAGAAAAGUUCAACUCAGAGGAGAGGACAACGUUUAUCUUCACAGACUGAGUUGUAUCUUAUAUUUUGAAUCUAUUUGGAUUCAAAAACUGUAGCUCCUCCACGUCAUCACAUACUGUGCGCUUAAUGUAUCUAAAGUGGAGGGCUCCGACUCUCCUCUUGGGUCAUGUUUUUACUUUUCUAUUCACAAGAGUUAAGGUGCUGUCACUGUCAGUGCUUACCGACACAGUCAAAAGACUUGAACAAUGGAAAAACAAAACGUGGUUUGCAGCAUUCCCCCAUGAUCCCCUCUGCGAGAUGGACACUAGCCGCCUGACACCAAUCUUCUGCAGUGACGUUUGAUUUGCAAAAAGGG
Solea senegalensis (Senegalese sole) is the source of this 6979-nucleotide messenger RNA. RefSeq names its product adherens junctions associated protein 1 (gene ajap1). Lineage: Eukaryota; Metazoa; Chordata; Actinopteri; Pleuronectiformes; Soleidae. Gene Ontology annotation, molecular function: beta-catenin binding. The coding region runs from base 518 to 1714 and encodes 398 amino acids. Gene Ontology annotation, cellular component: plasma membrane; cell-cell contact zone; adherens junction. The record is from RefSeq and is a predicted model, not a curated record. The transcript has 6 exons.